This is a messenger RNA of Indicator indicator, 1171 nucleotides long. It is a transcript of the gene C16H15orf40, whose product is annotated as chromosome 16 C15orf40 homolog. NCBI's taxonomy places the organism in Eukaryota, Metazoa, Chordata, Aves, Piciformes, Indicatoridae. Gene Ontology annotation, cellular component: cytoplasm. The record is from RefSeq and is a predicted model, not a curated record. Bases 22 to 444 code for a protein of 140 amino acids. The transcript has 4 exons.
CCGGAAGGGGCGCCCCACGCUAUGCUGCGCCUCGCCUGCUUCCGGCGGCUGCUGGCGGCGCCAGUGCGGAGCGGUAGUGGGGCCAUGCCCCGAAAGGGAAAAGGAGCCGGGAAGGGGUCUGCGGAACCGGAAGUCGCCGCGGGCCCAGUGGUGGCGACCGGCGACGGCUACGUGAGGGUGGCGGUUCGCGCCAAGCCCGGCUCUCGGUGUAGCGCCGUCACAGAUGUGACAGCUGAGGCAGUAGGUGUAGCUAUUGCUGCACCACCAUCAGAAGGGGAGGCAAAUGCAGAGCUGUGUCGCUACCUCUCUAAGGUGCUAGAAGUGAAGAAGAGUGAAGUUAUAUUAGAGAAGGGUGGUAAAUCACGUGAAAAAGUGGUGAAGAUUUUGGUAUCGAUGGCGCCAGAUGACAUUUUAGAAAAACUGAAAAGAGAAGCUUCCAGUUGACCUUAAAACAAGAGUGGGAAAAUGCAUCUUGUUAAAUGGACUGAUACUCUUUUCUUAUGUAACUCUAGUCCUGUUGAGAAUGUGGGUAAUGACUAUGGAAAGACUUCUUCCCCUUCACCCCUUUUAUUAAUGUAGCUCCUGUAUAAUUGAUGUUUUUGUGUAGGUUUGGUUAAAGAAACUUGUCUAUACCAAGGCUUUGUAUCUGCUUCUGUCACUAUAGACUUCUUCCCUCUGGAGAGUUUCCUAUUGGUAAGAUUUGCCCUCUUUUCUGAUCCCUAAAAUGAUUUAAAAAGACUUGUAGUGCAACAAACUUCAGUUAACAAAGUGAAAGGCUUGGAGUGACAGACUUCAAUGUGGAAAGUGGUACCCAUGGUACCAAAGGGUAAGUCUGUCUGGAUGGUAAAGAAGGUUCUCUUCAGUAUCUAGCAGCAGGUACUGGGUGCAGUUUUGCACUGUGUGCAUGUUUGUACAUCUAAGAUUAGUAUAUUUGAAGCCAAUAUACUGUUACUGAUGAUGCAGGCAAGCUAAAAGCAGAAUCACUUAAACAACUGAAACAAACCCAGCAGUUUGCAGUAUGAAAAACUGGCCCAGGACCUACUAAUUGCAUAGAGUGCUGCUUUGUAAUACUUUGUGUUAGAUUCCUGGAAAGUGGAGAUACAGUCUUGUAUCUUUGCCAAAUGUAUGUCAAGUAUUACAACUGUUUUUAAUAAAAGAGGCAAAAAGUAUG